Colius striatus (speckled mousebird) is the source of this 6140-nucleotide messenger RNA. RefSeq names its product transmembrane protein 271 (gene TMEM271). The record is from RefSeq and is a predicted model, not a curated record. Lineage: Eukaryota; Metazoa; Chordata; Aves; Coliiformes; Coliidae. The transcript has 2 exons. The coding region runs from base 27 to 1097 and encodes 356 amino acids.
CGGCGGCGGCGGCGGCGGCGCGGAGGAUGAAGUGGAGCGUGCGGGGAGCCUGCGCCGCGCUCUCCAGCUGCCUCCUGCUCGCCUGCGCCCUCAGCGCCGCCGCCGUGGGCCUCAAGUGCUUCUCGCUGGGCUCGGAGCUCAAGGGCGAGCCCUUCCGCCUGGGCACGGCCGCCGGCGCCUUCUACUCGGGGCUGCUGCUGGCCGCCGGCCUCUCGCUGCUCGCCGCCGCGCUGCUCUGCUGUCGACCGCCCGACGAGGCGCCUGCGGCGCCGACACCGGCCCCAGCCUCGGCCCUGGCCCCCGCCAGCGACGCGGACCCGACGGGCGGCGGCCCCGGUGCGGGGGAGGCAACGGUCGCGCCGUCAGGGUCGGUGGAGAAAACGCCGCCCGGGGGACGGCAGAACUUCCUGCUGCUGGGGGUGCUGGUGUUCAUGCUGGGCGUGCUGAGCGCCUUCGCCGGCGCCGUCAUCGACGGCGACACCGUGUCGCUGGUGGAGAGGAAGUACUCGCACUACUGCCUACUGCAGCCCGGCGGCGCGGCCCGCCCGCGAGGCGGCCCCGCCGCCCCCGACGGCUCCGCAGCGGCGCUCCGCUGCCAGAAGCUGCGGGACUACCAGCAAGGCUUGGUGCUCUCCACCAUCUUCAAUGCGCUGGAGUGCCUCCUCGGCCUGCUCAACCUACUCCUUGUCAAGAACUACAAGGCCUCGCAACAGCGCGGGCGGCGACGGCGGCGGCGGCGAGCGGCCACAGCGGCGGGCGGGCGCCGGCGGCGGCGGCGCGGCGGCUGCGGCAGCGGCGGGCGGCGGGCGCCACGCCACAGCCAAGGUUCUCUGUUCUCCGGCGGCGAGCCUGAGCUCAGCCCUGGUGACUGCACCUUCCAAGCCGUCUCCUACAUCAACGUAGGCGUCUUCCACGUCUUCGACGAGGCCGGCGUGGAGGUGCACUGCGGCGGGCAUCCCUCCGUCGAGCUGCCUGGCUACUCGCCCAUGGACCCCGAGCUCAACGCCUCCUACCCUUACUGCUACCCGCUGCCCACCGAGCAGCCCCCCGCCUACGAGGAGAUUUACCCCGGGGAGCCCUGUGCUCGCGGCACCUAGCGCCGACCGACGGCGAGACGCCAGGGCCCGCCGUGAUGGGAGCGGGUAGCAGUCCCACCGGCGCCUGGCAGCGACGGGGCCCGAGGACAGCCCGAGCGCCACCGACAGCGGCGGCGGCCGUCCGCCGUGCCUCUGGCUCUGCAGAAGUUUCUUCUCCCUCUCUCCCUGCUUUCCCCCCGCUCCUCUUCCCUGCCUCGCACCGACCUUCCGUCCGUAUGUCUGCCUCUCCGUCCGUCGGCAGCUGAAUUUUCCAAAGGCUGCCUAAGGAUUGAUUCCUUCCGCCGCCUCUCUUCCGUAGCCGAGUUUAGUUCCCUUCCAGUGAUUCAUCAGUUUCUAGCUUUAGCAGUCCAGAGUUACCCAUUUGUGAUAACCAGCCAGUGUAAGGAAAAGGUGUCAUGAAGCUUCUUUACCUCUCAGAAGAGCUAAAUUUCUGAACAACGCAGAGACCUUUGUGUCACGUUUACUAGAGGUGUAUUGGGGAUCUUUAACGUUUACACUACUCCUUGGGAGAAUUGAGUUAUGGCUUAAGAUUUUGUGAGUUAAACAUUCGUUGCUCUUGUAAGAUGCACAUUGAGAAAAACCUGCACUUUGAAAAAGAAACAGGAAAAAAAACACGACGUUUUUGUACACUAACGUGCCUGCUUUUGUUGAUAACUUCUUAAUGUAAAAGCUUUCAGAAGUCUAUAGUGAAAAUGUUUGGUAAAUUCACUGCAGUUUAACAUUGAUGAUUAGUUCCUUUACUAAAACAACUGAGAUGUUGCUAGGAUAUGGCAGUUAAAAGGAGGUCCAAAUGUCAUACACAUUCCUUUUUGUAAACAGGUUCUGUGUUUUUAAUGCAAGAUAGGAUUUCUUUUUGUUCUGCAUAGGUGAAGGGUUUAAUUCUAUUUUGUACGACUACAUGGUUUACCUUGUAAAGAGUUCCGUUUUACCUGUUACAAAUCAUCAAUCUGGUAAGCUUGAAUAUUAAAAGUUUUAUUUGAAAUAUAUAUAUAUAGAGAGAGAGAGAGACAGAGUAAACAGCCUUAACUGGUGCAGUAGUAACAGUUUUAAAUGGAAGGACAAAAGAAAAAAACAAAACCAAAAACUAUCUUGGAAGACAUCUCCCAAAUGUGUUUUCAAGAAAGUAUUUAUACACCUAUUACAAAGCAAGAAUUUUCUUUCCUGUUUAAAAGAGGCCACUUCAAUUCCUGAAGGUGGUGGUGGGGAAUAAUGGGAUGUUACACUGUUAAAUCUUGAUCUUAGAGGUAUUAAAAAGGCUUUCUGCAAAGAGAAAAACUGCUAAAUCCUGCUUUUGGAUUCUGCUGUGGAAUGCCAGUAUCAGAGAAAUGUAAGGAAGUGCUAAUUAAAGAGAAGCAGGUGUGGUAUAUUUUAUUAUAUCAUUAAAGAACAGAUAAAGGCUUAAUUUCAUCUUGCACCAAAAAAACCCAAGAAGCAGCUCUUCAGACUGUGUUUGGUUCAAUAUCCCCUCCCCCAGUUAUGGCAUCCUGAAAUGAAAUAUUACAAAAUAACCUUUCUGUUAAUCGUGGUUUUGGAGCCUGCUGCAUAAUGCCAGUAUAUCAGCCAGAGAGAGAGUUAAGGGAAUACAAAGUUAGAGUGUAUUUCUGUGGUCAACAGAAAAUUAUGUUAAAAUCUUUAGCUGCAGAGAGACUGACACAAUUUACAGCCUUAGAAUUCGAGAGAGAAAAAUUUAGCCUAAAAAUACUCAAAUCUCUGCACUGUUUUAAAGUGUUUUGACUUGCACACUUUGUAUCAUCUAAAAUGCAGAAUGCCUGAGAAGUCUUAAAAUUGCAAACUGAUGUCUGUGAAGCUUUGCAAUUAAAGCUCUAAUCUAGAGAAGGCAGUUCAAAGCAGCAGUUGCCAGUUUGCUGAGUAGCUCUAAAUAGCAGAAAUUUGAAAUACAGCUCUUUUUGGCCAGCACUAAAACAUAUGCCCUAGCUUAAGUCCCUUUUUAGUACUGAAGAUUGGUUUUAUGCUGUCUUUCUGCAGGUGCACCUCCUUAACCCCAUAUGGAAGUGACUGGGAAGCCUUGUCCUCCAUACCUAAGACACCAAUUUAGGCACAAAACCAAUCCUGUAACAUACUGUAUGUGUUGCUCAUACAGCCGAGGUUCUGAAAAAUGAGUAACUAAAGCAAGGAGGCUAAAUCCUUGUGUAGGUCUCCAAUUAGACAAGUUUAGGAGAUAGCAUAGUAGCCCAUACUGAAUUAAAUGGGAACUGCUAGGCUGCAGCGUGAUUUUGUAAAACAGACCAGCAAGGUGCCUAAAUAAAGAAGUCUAAUAGUAGUUGUUGACUUUAAAAACAAAUUGGCUACAUACAUUGCAGCUCAUGGAAGUUGUGUCUUAGUUUUACCUAAGGAAUUGAUUUUUGACAUAAAACGCAGUAUUUUACUUAAGAUAACUAUUUUAGAAAUAAUUAACUAGACAGUUCUGAAACUCCAGAUGUUCCAAAGAUCAGUGCUCAGGGAAAUAAAUGGAAAGUCAAGAAGGCUACCUAUUAUACUCAUUUGUUUAAAUGUAAAGGAUUUUAAACUAUGAAUUUUUAAGAUUGUUAAAUUCAUAACUUUUUGGGGGGUGUACACACAUGUGUAAGUGUGUUUGUGUUUCAUUUAAGCCUGUUCAAAAUGCCAUUCAAUAGGAUAUUUAUUUGUGGCUCAGUUUCAGUCCCAGAGUUUCUGCUUUUCUUCAUUUGGGCUUUUAUCCCCUGUAAUAUUUUAAUUUAGUGGUGAACAGAUUGCCAGAAUAAUGUCCAAAUCUGACUCCCACAGAAGCCAGUCAGCAUCAUUUCAUUGACUUGAAUGGGUCUGGGCACAAAUGAUAUUUAACACCUACUCUAAAUAAUCUAUAAAGUAAUAUUGAUCUUCUGGCAUGACAGGAUGCAGUAGUGGCAUAUUAUUUUUCAGUUAUUUAUUAAAUAUUAAUAUGGACAGCAGUAUUAAAGGGGGUCACCUGUGGUAUUAUACAUUAAAAAAAGAAAAACAACAGCAACAAAAAAAACGAAAGAUUGGGAGGCAAGUUGACCAAACAAGCCACGUUUUCUUAAAGAUGGUAUACAAGCAUUUCAGGUACCUGUUGACCAGCAUUUCUGAUAAAAUACCACACAUAUUUAUUUGUCAGCAAGAAAAAACUUAUAAAUACAGGAUACAAGUUGAAGCUUCACAAGCAUGAUUGCAGUAUUGUGAAGCCAUUUUUAGUAAACUUGAAUCAUCACUCUAUCUUCUGAGCAAUAAUGUUAGAGUGUAUAAAUUGUAUUAAAUUGAAAAUAGGCUGGUGUGAGAAGCAUCAGAGCAUAGGUUAAUUACCUGAGAGAACUCAUACUGUCCUUUUAUUUUUCCAUUCCCUGUCACAUGAUUAUCAAGAUGACCCAAGCCUGAUCGAUUCAUGUCACUGGAGGAUGUUAACUGCUAGGCUUUUGCCUUAAGUAGCCAAACCAGGGAGAAAAGAAGAGAAACAUCGGCUUUUCUUGCAUCUGUUCAAAGGGAGAGAAGAAUAGAUGCAGCACUGCUGUUUUGGUCACAGGGAGGUACCAAUUUGGUAGCAGAAUGUUCCCAGCUUUCCAGUCCCUUUUGCAGGUUACAGCAGCUCGUCAAGAUAUGCAAUGGUGAGAAAUCAAAUCUGCUGUCUUUGAUGCAGCAGGAUUUGGCUUUGUGUGCAAAAAAAAUGCAUUCCCACCAGCCUAUUAGCAAUCCACAUUAAUUAUUUUCACACUCCAACAUCCUUGCUUAAAUCUGUUACUUAUACCUUGCAUUGUAAUUGACAGGCAAAAUAUACAUGACUCUAAAAACAAGGAAAAAAAGGUUUUAGAAGGAAAUUGUAUUACAGUAGUACAGAUUUUACUCAAAAGUUUGAUUUCACUGUAGGACUUCUUUGGUUCACCAAAAAGCGCUAUGGUGGCUGGUAUAACUUAGGUAUAUUUCAGACAUACUGUUUAAUCAUCAGAAAAGGUUUCUGAAUGUUCACAUGGGAUCGGCAUUCUGUUUUUGCUUUUGAACACAGUAAAUAUGAAAACCUUUUCUUCAUUUUGCCAUUUAAUCCGAGAUUGAUCCUCAAGAAAAUGUCAGUAAUUGAUCUUGUAAUUUUAGGAUCAAUAAAAUACAUUUUAAAGCACAGCAUAUCCUAUAAGAAAAGCCUAAUGCUCUUCAUUUAAUAUUCUUCAUUGUCUUAGGCAGAUGCCUACUAGUACAAUUAAACUAGGGAUUUAAUUAAUGCUUUCAUUACAAAAAAUCCCUAAUGUUUUUCAGGGACUUAUGAGUUGUACAAGUGGAACCCAGACAUAAAAUUCCAAGUUUUGACACAAAGUCUAUUUGUGUAAGUUAUUUUCUCUGUUACAAGACAUUUCAAUAUUUUAGAUAAAUUCCAUUGCUAAAAAUCUAGAUCUGUUAAUUUCACAUGAUGGCACUUUUUAAGUGUGCUAAAGUUACCUCUCCUUAAUACAGGCUCAUUUUCCCAAUUAAAAUACAUAAGGGUGAGUAAGAUUGAAUGGUCACUCUCUAGUUUUUCAAUUUCUUAAUUAUCUCUGGAUUCAUAAUGGUGUGUGAUUAGUGCUUAGUAAAUCUUCCAGAUGUAGUAGUCGCUGAUCUAGUAACAGUUUAGCAGAUAAAAGCUGGUCCCUAGGAAGCCCUGAUGUAACUGCUGUACAGGCUGAUGUAACUGCUGGAAGAAAAUCUUCAAGUACCUGUUGCAAAAAUUUGUUGUAAACAUUUCCUGAUCAAAAGGAGGCACUGCUCAAACUAAACAACUAGAAGAAAUCUGAGAGUUUGGGUGCAGGGGUUUUUUUCAAUUAUAGUAUCUGUUCUGAAACUCUUCCCCUGCAUAGCUUUCUGAAGAGUGAAAUCCACAAAUUGAUGUUCCCUGUGUUUCAUUCAAAUAAUUGCCUCGCCACCUGCUGCCUAGCUGUGCUAUAUACUUUCACUCAAUGUUCAGGCACCUGGUGAAGUUCUGCUGAAGCUUUUGGAUAUGUUACCCCAAUGUCAGAUAAUCUGAGACUGAAGAUUGAGUCAUUUAAGAUGCCAGAAGAUUCUCUUAAGAAGACUGUUUUCCUUUACAGA